AUGGAACAGGCCUCGAACGCUGGUGACACGCGAAAGCUCUACCGUCUGAUCCGCCAAGUUAGCGGUAAGCCCUCUACACCGAGUGACUCUGUUCGCGAUGUGAACGGCGGCUUUAUUGCUGACAACUCGGCCAAAGUCGAGCGCUGGCGUGAGCACUUUGAGCACCAUCUCAAUUUCGAUACCCAACCUACCUCACUCUUGCUCUCCUCCUCAGCGGAGUUUCUUCCCUCUCUCACCUAUGCAGUGCCAUGCGAUCCCUCCUCCGACGGAGAAGUCGCCGAUGCCAUACGAAAGUUGCGCAACAAUAAGGCACCCGGAGAGGACGGUAUACCUGCUGAAAUCUUCAAGUCUUGUGUCGACACUCUGGCGCCCUGGCUCCAUGAGGUGAUUGAACGAGCGUGGAGAGACGAGGUUAUUCCUGAUGACUGGGGCUUAGGCAUCCUUGUAUCUAUCCUCAAGAAGGGAGAUAAGACGAGAUGCGAGAACUACCGCGGCAUAAGUCUAAUCGACGUUGCUGCGAGGAUCUUCGCUAUUGUCCUACUCAGGCGAUUCCAGGCUGUGCGUGACUCUAGGACGAGGCCCAACCCAGCCGAUUUUCGUGCUGGACGUGGAUGCGCAGACCAGAUAUUCGCACUGAGGCGCAUUCUCGAAUUUCGCCAUAGCUACCGACAACCGACGGCCGUCUGCUUCAUUGAUUUUGCCGCCGCGUUCGAUUCCGUUCACCGCGAGUCUCUGUGGCGGAUAAUGGCGCUAGAUGGUGUUCCGGCAAAAAUAAUCGUCAUGAUCAAGGCCUAUUAUCGCUCCGCUACUGCGAUAGUCCUGGUCAGCAACAAUCUAUUCCCAACCGUUCGGUAUUCGGUCUGGCAUUCGACAGGGUUGUAUCCUGUCACCCACUCUGUUCAACUAUACUAUUGA
Spirometra erinaceieuropaei is the source of this 915-nucleotide messenger RNA. Lineage: Eukaryota; Metazoa; Platyhelminthes; Cestoda; Diphyllobothriidea; Diphyllobothriidae. The record is from the annotation of a GenBank genome assembly.